Acaromyces ingoldii is the source of this 1865-nucleotide messenger RNA. RefSeq lists its product as hypothetical. Bases 119 to 1603 code for a protein of 494 amino acids. Gene Ontology annotation, cellular component: Ndc80 complex. The transcript is spliced from 5 exons. Gene Ontology annotation, biological process: attachment of mitotic spindle microtubules to kinetochore. NCBI's taxonomy places the organism in Eukaryota, Fungi, Basidiomycota, Exobasidiomycetes, Exobasidiales, Cryptobasidiaceae. The record is from RefSeq and is a predicted model, not a curated record.
UUUGGCGCGUCUUCAUAAAUAUCGGACGCGCUCUGAGCUGGUCGCGACCGCUUUGCCGACCAACACGAACCACUUCGCAGUCGAGCUAAGAGCAGGCCGGUCGCGGUUCUCCCACAUCAUGGCAGACUACGCCAGUGGUCGCAAUGGCGGCGGCGGUCACUUAUCAGGAAGCAAGCCCCUGAAUGCCGGUGCCCGACCUUCCAUGCUGCCUCGCCAGUCUCUUGCGCCGGGCACCGCAAACAGUCGCAGCGGCAAUGCACCGCGGUCGAGUCUUGCGCCAAUCGGCUUCGGAGGGCAGGGACUGAGCGUCUCACGAGCCGGAGAUGAGAUGGGCGCUGUCGCGACUCCACACGCGAGGCAAAGCACCAUGUCUCGGGCCAGCGUAGGCAGGCCCAGCAUUGCACCAACACCAAACAACGGUAGAUAUUCCAACGCAGCUAUCGAAACAGUCAUGUCGGGCCUCAUGUUGGCCAUUGCCAAGAAGCCGCCAAGGCAACUGACCGACACGCGGCCACUUCGGACAAAGAGCUGCAUGGAGAAGAUGGAGCGAGACAUUGUUGCGCUUCUUCACGAUACCCACUUCACCUUUCCUGCCAGACAUCAAGGUGGUCUGCAUGAACCCACGCAGGCUCUCUUCCUCCAAGUCUUCAGGCAUCUCUACCUCUUCCUUGACCCCAAUCACAAGUUCGUCCAGGAACCGAAAAAAGAAAGCGAGGAGAUGCUCCAGUGCCUCACCGACUUCCGAUACCCUUUCCUCGGCGAUCUCUCCAAGACGAAGCUCUCCGCUGCCGGUAGCGCGCAGAAUUGGCCACCGGUCUGCGGCAUGCUGCACUGGAUGGCAAAUCUCGUCAAGAUGUUGGUGAUGGUGCCAUCGCGGACAAAGUACCAAGGUGGUCCACUCGAGAGGCAGAUCGAGCCAGAAGACGACGCCGGGCACUUCUAUCAGUUCUUGUGGAAGUGCUACGAGAGAUUUUGGGCAAACGAAGACGAAUAUCCUGAAGAGAAACUCGCUCUCGAGCAGGCUUUCGCCGAGAGAAACAACGUCUUGCGUCAAGAGAUUGCAGAACUGAAAGAAGAAGAAAAGCAGUACCGCGAACGAUUGGAGACGCUGAAGAGCGAUGACGCCCUAGAAGUGGAAAAGUUUGAAGAGAGGAUCCUCAAGGAGGAUCUCCUCAAGUUCCGCACUUAUCGUGACGAGAAGCUCAACCCAAAGAUUGAGAAGACUCGCAAGGCCCUCGAGAAGCUGAAGGAGGCUCUGGCGAAUUCCGGUGAGGAGAAGACAAGACGAAGACUGAGGAGUACUCAACUGACAACCCAAGGACACUUCAGAGGCGACCUACAGAGAAAAGGAAAAGGAAAAGGCAGAGCUUCAACAACGACUCUCCCUACAACCUGUGUCGGAGGACCAGUACCGGGGCAUGAUGCGGCGCCGAGAGGAGCUGAAGAAGCAGAUCGACGAAGUGGCCAAGAAGAUGCGCGAGGCAAUGAAGGCAAACUACAACAAGGAGGUUGUCCUUACCAACAAGCAGGCCGUUACCGAGGAGGUGCUGGAGGAUCUUACGAACAAGGCCAAGGAGGCUGGCUUCUUUCCUCUCGUGCUUGAGACCGGCGCCAGGCUCUACAGUAUCGAUGUCAAUCCUCACAACGAAUCGACGAUGCUGGCGGAAGGGCUCAAUUUGGACCGGGACAUCGAUUUGAGGAUCAAAAAGGAGAAGAAGGAGCAGGCCCAAAAGCUCAUGAGUCUCCGUCAGGAGAAGGGCAAGCAGGCCGAGCAGCUGGACUCGCUCAUCGAUGAGUUGGAUUCGCUCAAGGAUCAAGUGACGGACCUGAGCAUCAAGCACGACAACAUCCAGGCGAGAAUAGAG